Williopsis jadinii is the source of this 581-nucleotide messenger RNA. RefSeq lists its product as uncharacterized. The transcript has a single exon. The coding region runs from base 211 to 417 and encodes 68 amino acids. NCBI's taxonomy places the organism in Eukaryota, Fungi, Ascomycota, Saccharomycetes, Phaffomycetales, Wickerhamomycetaceae. The record is from RefSeq and is a predicted model, not a curated record.
GCGUCGUUCACGCAGCUGGAAGGUGUGUGUCUUUUUACCACUUUACCCGGGCACGCAUGUAACCGCGAAACACAUCGCUGAGUUCAUCGGCAUCUACUCCAAAAACACUCGUGAAUUAUCACACCUCGUCCUCCAGUUCAUUUUGUUUUCUCCCUAAUCCACAAGUUUUUGGCCUUCAAAUGUCAAGUCACGAGGACACGCCUCUCGAGAAUGACUGAAGAGUACACGAGCAAGACAUGCACCGGCUGCGGGACAAUAAAACACACAAUGUUUCUGACCGACCGCAUCUUCCACUGUGUUUCGUGCAACCUGUUUGUCCACCGCGACGUCAACGGCGCGCACGCAACAUCCUCAUCAUGUGUCUUGUCGCAUCUCAAUAGACAAACACACACAAGGAGUGCGUUCAUGCUCCUCUAAAAUCACUACCUCUGUUCUUAGUUAAUUCUUUGUUUAUCAUUCUUAUUUUAAACUAAUACAGAAGGGAAGAGAGAGAACGGAAAAAGCGAGCUGGCAUAACACGGUUUAUUAGCACAGAGAAUGGUACAGCAUGAUCAAUCCUUUGCAGGCACAGAGUCACCACG